Rotaria sp. Silwood2 is the source of this 1008-nucleotide messenger RNA. The record is from the annotation of a GenBank genome assembly. NCBI's taxonomy places the organism in Eukaryota, Metazoa, Rotifera, Eurotatoria, Philodinida, Philodinidae.
AUGAACUUCAAUUUAAAGGCAGCCGGUACUUUACUAUCACGGGCUAAACAGUUUACCGAAGAAAAACUUGGCCAAGCAACUGAUAGAACAGCUUAUGAUGAAAAUUUUGAUCAUUUAUUAUUAGAAGCUGAUCGAGCAAAAGCAUGGACCGAAAAAUUAAUAUCUAAUGUUGAAAUUUUUCUUCAACCAAAUCCAAAUGAACGUCUCGAAGAUUUCAUACUAACUAAACUCGACCAAAAAACAACACAUAAACCAAAUAUAAUCGAACAAUUAGGUCAAUGCAUGAUGGAAGCAGGAAAUGAAUUUGGCCAAACAACACAAUAUGGUUCGACAUUAAUUAAAUGUGGUCAAACUCAUCAAAAAUUAGGUCAUAAUUAUAAAGAUUUUAUUCAAUCAGCAGCUAUGGGUUAUAUACAACCAUUAAAAAGUUUUCUGGAAGGUGAAAUGAAAUCGAUAACAAAAGAACGUCGAAUAUUAGAAAUGAAACGUCUUGAUCUUGAUGCUGCACGAUCAAAACAGAAAAAAAAUAAAAUGCUCAAUCGUGAUAGCACUACACCCGUAGCAAUGGCUGAUAGUUUGGAUGCCGAUGUUCGUCACGCACAAACUGAAUUUGAACGUCAAUAUCAUAUAACACGCUUAAUACUUGAUGGUUUACAAAAUGCUCAAAAUCAUCAUGUAAGUUGUUUAUUUGAUUUGAUUGAAUCUGAAUUACAAUACCAUCAAAAAUCAGUACAAAUUCUUGAAGAUUUACAUAAAAAAAUGGGCUUGUCAAAACCAAUACCAAAUGCUUCAUCAUCAUUAUCAUCAUCAUCUCGUUUACGCACUGCAAUUGUCAAAUUUGAUUAUGAUGCAUCUGAUACUAACGAGCUUAGUGUUCUAGCUAAAGAAACAGUAAAUAUAAUAUUAGAUGUUGAUGAAUCAGACUGGAUAACAGUCGAAAAACAAAUAUCAAAAGAACGAGGACGAGUACCACGAGCUUAUUUACAAAUUGAUUCAUUAUCUUCUUGA